AUGGCAGAAGACCUUCCACAAGGGAUGACUCUAGAGGAUUACUCUAGCUCUGCUACCCCUCAGUACUUCACUAACAUAGCCAAACUAGAAGUUCAAGCGCUGAUCCAAGGGAAUCUAUUCCAUGGCCUACCAAAUGAAGAUCCAUAUGUGCACUUGGCCACAUACAUCGAGAUCUGCAACACGGUGAAGAUCGUGGGAGUUCCAAAAGACGCCAUCCGCAUCAACCCAUUCUCAUUCUCCUUGGUCGGUGAAGCAAAGAGAUGGCUUCACUCGUUCAAGGGGAAUAGCCUGUGGACAUGGGAAGGGGUGGUGGAGAAGUUCCUGAAGAAGUACUUUCUAGAGUCCAAGACCGCUAAGGGAAAGGUGGAAAUCUCAUCCUUCCACCAAUUCCCUGAUGAAUCGCUAAGUGAAGCACUUGACCACUUCCAUGGGUUGCUCCAGAAGACUCCUACACAUGGGUUCAGCGAGCCAAUCCAGCUCAACAUAUUCAUUAACAACUUGCAACCCCAUUCCAAGCAGCUACUCAAUGCCUCUGCCGGUGGGAAGAUUAAAUUGAAGACUUCAGAAGAAGCCAUGGAGCUGAUAGAGAAUAUGACAGCCAGUGAUCACGUCAUCCUCCGUGAUCGAGCAUACGCACCCACAAAGAAGAGUGUUCUUGAGCUCACUUCUCAAGAUGCUAUGUUAUCUCAAAACAAGCUCUUGGCCAAGCAAUUAGAGACCCUCACAGAAACUCUGAGCCAGCUCCCUCAGCAGCUGCAUGCAGUGCAUCUUUCUCCAUCUCCAGUCAUGCACAUUAAGGGAUGCAAUAUCUAUGGUGGGGUUCAUGAGUCAAGCUUAUGCAUGGCUCAAGACGAUGCAUUCAAGGAAGUCAACUACAAGGUCAGUCAGAAUCAUCAAGGAUUCCAUCAAGGAGGUCUGCCAAGGUACUAUCAACAAGGAAAUUUCUCUCAGGGCCAAGGUUGGAGAUCCCAUCCAGGGAAUAACUUCAACAAAGACCAAGAAGGUUCAUCCAAUAGACCUCCUAAACAAGGCCCAAAUCUAUAUGAGAGAACCACCAAGUUGGAAGACACGCUGACACAGUUCAUGCAAGUUUCCCUGUCAAUCCAAAAGAGCACUAAGUUAGCCAUCAAGAAUUUGGAGAAUCCCAAGGAGGAACGUAAGGCAGUUGUCACUCGAAGCCAGAAGAAGGAGAAUGCUGAGGAAGAAAAGAGAGUUGAUGGAGUACUAGAGGAUGUGAGCAAUGAGGAAGGAAAUGAUACAAAGAGGGAAGAAGAUGAUGAGAGGAAGGAGAAUGACAAGAAGAUCUUAAUCCCUAAGACUAAGAGUCAAUUAGCUCGGGAGGCUAGAAGAGAAAUACCACCAGCCCAAGUAAAGGAAGCCCCGUACCCUCUGGUGCCAUCAAAGAAAGAUAAGGAGCGCUACUUCGAGCGGUUUAUAAACAUCUUUAAGAAACUUGAGAUCACCAUCCCUUUUGAAGAGGCCCUACAACAGAUGCUAUUGUACACCAAAUUCCUAAAGGACCUUCUCACUAAAAAGGGAGUACAUCAACAACGAGAACAUUGUGGUAGAGGGCAAUUGUAG
Messenger RNA from Glycine soja, 1581 nucleotides. RefSeq lists its product as uncharacterized. Bases 1 to 1581 code for a protein of 526 amino acids. NCBI's taxonomy places the organism in Eukaryota, Viridiplantae, Streptophyta, Magnoliopsida, Fabales, Fabaceae. The record is from RefSeq and is a predicted model, not a curated record. The transcript is spliced from 3 exons.